GCUACCCUCCGCCCGCCCGCCCGCCCGGCGUCCGGUGCGGCGAGAUUUGUUGGUGCUAGAGGACGCUGUGACAUUCGCGUCCCGUCGACAUGGAUAAAUUACCACCACCCGCUAUUCGGGGGGAACGCGCCAGUCUGUCGCAGCGCGCGGCGGCGGCGGCGGCCCAGGGAAACGGUAGCAUGGAGAAGAAGAGCAAAGCGAGCGGAGGAGGAGGAGGAGGCGGCGGCGACGGCAUUGGCGACGACGAGGAGGAAGGAGGGAAGAUUGCGCGAGGCAAGAGCAUCCGAAUGAAAACCGUGUCUUCGUCGCUGGGAGGCGGCGUGGACAGGAGCGCCGGCGGGCGCGAGUCCAAUAUAAAGGAGACGGACGUGGGCAGAAAAAUGAAGCGUAGCACCAACGGGGACUGCAGGAGAGCGACCAAGGGGAGCCUGACCUCUAUCGCCAGUCGUCAUUUCCACGACCAGGAGCUGUCCGAGGAGAAGCGCUCCAUCAUGGAGGGGGAGUGCGCCUCGGGCGGUGCCUACGAGUGCGAAGAGAGCGCGGCGGGCAUUCAGCAGCAGCAGCAGGAGGGAGCAGGAGGAGGCGACGCGCCGCGCGCUUCUCGCUCAGGGUCCGUGAGGAAAGGUCAGAGUCAGCGGCCCCAGGCCAAUUCGGUGGGCUUCCUCAAGGGCGAGUCGGCCGAGCCCAUGCUGCUGGACGAUGGCGAACAGUGCGGCAUCCAGGCCACCUUCAUGCAGAGGCAGUUUAGCGCCAUGUUACAGCCGGGAGUCAAUAAGUUCUCCCUGCGCAUGUUCGGGAGCGAGAAGGCGGUGGAGCGGGAACGAGAACGGGUGAAAUCGGCCGGCUUUUGGAUUAUUCACCCGUACAGUGAUUUCAGGUUCUACUGGGAUAUCAUCAUGCUGCUGUUGAUGGUUGGAAACCUCAUUGUAAUCCCCGUGGGGAUUACUUUCUUCCACGAAGAGAACACAACUGCCUGGAUUGUGUUUAACGUGUUGUCGGACACGUGUUUCAUAGUGGAUCUAGUGUUAAACUUCAGAACAGGAAUCGUUGUAGAAGAUAACACCGAUAUUAUAUUGGAUCCACAGAUUAUUAAAAUGAGGUAUCUGAAAAGUUGGUUCCUGGUAGACUUUGUGUCGUCCAUACCCGUGGACUAUAUAUUCCUCAUCGUGGAGACCCGAAUCGACUCAGAAAUGUACAAGACUGCAAGAGCCCUCCGCAUUGUCCGUUUUACCAAGAUCCUGAGCUUGCUACGGCUUCUAAGACUCUCCCGGCUCAUCCGUUACAUCCAUCAGUGGGAAGAGAUCUUCCACAUGACGUACGACCUGGCGAGCGCUGUGGUGCGGAUUGUUAACCUCAUCGCCAUGAUGCUGCUCCUGUGUCACUGGGACGGCUGCCUCCAGUUCCUGGUGCCCAUGCUGCAGGAAUUCCCCCACGACUGCUGGAUCUCCCUCAACGGCAUGGUGAACGACUCGUGGGGGAAGCAGUACUCGUACGCCCUCUUCAAGGCCAUGAGCCACAUGCUGUGCAUCGGCUACGGCCAGCGCGCGCCCGUCAGCAUGGCCGACCUGUGGCUCACCAUGCUAAGCAUGAUCGUGGGCGCCACGUGCUACGCCAUGUUCAUCGGGCACGCCACGGCGCUCAUACAGUCGCUCGACUCCUCGCGCCGCCAGUACCAGGAGAAGUACAAGCAAGUGGAGCAGUACAUGUCGUUCCACAAGCUGCCGGCGGAGCUGCGCCAGCGCAUCCACGAGUACUACGAGAACCGCUACCAGGGCAAGAUGUUCGACGAGGACAACAUCCUGGGGGAGCUCAACGAGCCGCUGCGAGAGGAGAUCGUGGGCUACAACUGCCGCAAGCUCGUCGCCUCCAUGCCGCUGUUCGCCAACGCGGACCCCAACUUCGUGACGGCCAUGCUCAUCAAGCUGCAGUUCGAGGUGUUCCAACCGGGGGACUUCAUCGUGCGCGAGGGCACGGUGGGCAAGAAGAUGUACUUCAUCCAGCACGGCGUCGUCAGCAUCAUCACCAAGGGCAACAAGGAGAUGAAGCUCUCCGACGGCUCCUACUUUGGAGAGAUCUGCCUGUUGACGCGGGGCCGUCGCACGGCCAGCGUGCGCUCCGACACCUACUGCCGCCUCUUCUCGCUCUCCGUGGACCACUUCAACGAGGUGCUCGAGGAGUACCCCAUGAUGCGACGCGCCUUCGAGCAGGUGGCCAUCGAUCGGCUCAACCGCAUCGGGAAGAAGAAUUCCAUCCUCCUGCACAAGGUGCAGCACGAGCGGAACAUGGGCAUCUCCAACAACCGCGAGAGCGAGCUCAUCCAGAAGAUGGUGAGCCGCGAUCGCGAGAUGGCCGAGCAGGCUCGCCUCGGCGUCACCGUCACCAACCCGGACAGCCCGGUGGGCCUCAACUCGGCCGUGCAUCUGCUGGCCACCACCUCCAUCCUGGCCUUCAUGCAGCACCACCACAGCCUGCAGGCGGAGGCCGAGGCGCUGCUGCCGCCCGUGGCGGGCACGCCAGCCGGCGGGCAGAGCGUGCCUUCCGAGAGCCCGAUGGUGCAGUCGCCGAGCCCUCGGCAGUCGCAGCUGCUCACCAGAGCCAAGCAAGAGUCGCCCGUGCAAGGUCAGCGAGGGCAGCAGUCGCCCGGGUUGACGCAGACGUCUGCGGAUAUCUUCCAGCGCUCUCCCGCGCCGCAGGAUACCGUUCGGAGGUCGGCGGUCGUCAGCUCGCAGCCUCUUGGGGCCGCUGGGCAGCGUUCGCCCAGCUCGGCCGCACACUCGCCUGCUCAGAGCCAGCAGUCGUUGAGGGCCGCCGAGUGGUUACCCGGCCCCACCGAACACUUUGCCCAUCAGUCCACCAUGUCCCCCGGUACGGGAAGGAGCUCCCCGGUUCAUUUCAAACCGACCAAACAAAGCCAGGCCUACGUGUCCCCACUCGGAUCCAGGCCAUCCACACCAUCGUCCGGCCCUUCGCGAAGGUCUCCGCUUCCAAAGCAAGAGUUGGUCGGCUCUCCAUCCUCCCUGCUCGGCCACUGGCCCAGCGACAGCAUACCUCGCUUCAAUAAGACGGGACAACUGGUCGGGCCCAGAGAGGUGGGCCUAGGCAGGGGCUCGCCGAGCCCCGCAGGCUCGCAGCUGUCGAUCGCGAGCCAGCAUGACGCCGCCAGCCCGACCCAGCCGCAGCUUCACCCCCUGGCGCAGACGCUGCAGGGCACGAGCGGCGGCAGGCUCAACCGGGACCUCAAGCCGCUCUCGGCAUCCCAGCCGUCCCUGCCGCACGUGAGCUUCCUCUCGCCGGCUCCAGCGCGAGACUCCAGCGUCUCGUCCUCCCCUCGGCCCACGCCGCCAGGCAGCCCGCUGGCCAGGAGCGCCGCCUCGUCCGUGACCGCGCUUCCCUGCUUGCCGGGGCCCGCCGCGCCCGUGGCGCAGCCGGCGCCGCCGAAAGAGACCACCGCGCUCGCCUCGUCGCUGCAGGCCCUGCAGGCGUCGGCGUCGAAGGUCGUCGCCAGCGUGUCGAAGCAGCCAUACUCCCCGCUGCUUUCCACCGCUUCGAAAGACGUCGCCUCACUCUCGGCGGCCCCUUCGCCUGGCGCGAGCCCCCUGAUGAGCCCGCUCGUCGCGUCCAGAGACGCCGCGGCCACGCCGGAGGCGGCUGCCGCCUUCAAGACGCCCGCCGCGGUCGCAGCCACGGCCACCGCCGCCACCGCCGCCACCCCGUUUUCUUGUGCACUUUCCUCGAUCGCGGAGUCCACCUCCUCAUCCGGCGCGAAGAUGCCCUCUGCCCCUCCGGCACAAACGUUAGCGCAAUCGUACAGCCCGUCGCCCGGCGCAAAGGACGUCCAUCCCGCUCCGCACACGUCGGCACCGAGCACAGCCUCCUUGGGCAAGGAGUCGGCCCUGUCAGGCCACCCUGGAGAUGCGAUGCCCUCCGGCCCAGCUCCAGAUGCUGCACAGGCCUCAUCAAGAACUUCAGCAACCGAACCACCGCCAAGUGCGCCCAAGCCGUGAGGAGGAACGCCAGACACAAGUGUAAAUGCUAAAUGGAAAGACUCAUAUUGGGUUACCACGCACACAAGGCGUGAUAUCUGCUUCUGCUGGAAGUAAUAAAAAAAGGCAAGCUUUCACGUCCGCAUUUGAUAACUUGAAGCUGACCCCCAAUCAAAUGUCCUUUGGAAUGAAGAGCAGAGUGGUCUGGCUCCUCAGGGAAUCUGCCACUAGGGGUGUUGGUUUGCUUGUGUUCUUCUUUUCCCGCUAUGCUGGAACGUUAACAACGAGCGACGCCGCCGUAGAAACUGGGCACAGAAAACCGUGCGUCACUUGGGAAGCCAAGUGGGUCCUUGACUGGAAUUGCAUGCAUUCCACGUCUCUUUUAUGCAGCAACCUCAACAUCGUCAACAUUUGUGAAG
Messenger RNA from Lethenteron reissneri (Far Eastern brook lamprey), 4402 nucleotides. RefSeq names its product potassium/sodium hyperpolarization-activated cyclic nucleotide-gated channel 1-like. Gene Ontology annotation, cellular component: axon; HCN channel complex; dendrite. The record is from RefSeq and is a predicted model, not a curated record. NCBI's taxonomy places the organism in Eukaryota, Metazoa, Chordata, Hyperoartia, Petromyzontiformes, Petromyzontidae. Gene Ontology annotation, molecular function: voltage-gated potassium channel activity. Gene Ontology annotation, biological process: regulation of membrane depolarization; sodium ion transmembrane transport; potassium ion transmembrane transport.